Molecule: messenger RNA, 4027 nt
Organism: Fundulus heteroclitus (mummichog)
Lineage: Eukaryota; Metazoa; Chordata; Actinopteri; Cyprinodontiformes; Fundulidae
Product: group 3 secretory phospholipase A2-like
Exons: 7
Coding region: 92-2245 (717 amino acids)
Biological process (GO): phospholipid metabolic process; arachidonate secretion
Molecular function (GO): A2-type glycerophospholipase activity
Source: RefSeq, a predicted model, not a curated record
AAAAACCUCAGAUGUCUCAAGCUUUGCAAAAGAAGGUCUCCAUGCAGACAUAUUUCCCGCUAAAUUAGGACUGGCCUGUCCUUACAUUGGAAUGGAAAGGGGAAAGUUCCUACGAGCUAUUUUUGCCUUAUCAUGGCUCGGUUUAUCCGAAGCACAGAGCGCACCUGGACCAGGUGUGUUCUGCCUCAGAUGGACUCCCGCCGACGGACACGCGCUCCUCACGUUUCUGCGCCAGGACGCCGCUGGUGUGCGCUCCUUAUAUGUCACCAAGUGGUUUGAUGACCUGCGUCUUGCAGCGUGCGAAAUCAAUUCAAAUCCAGAUGUUACCGAAGAAUAUCACACCCGUUGCGACAGAAAAGAGAGCUGGGAUCAAGAAAUUGUCCAGAAGUUUGAGAUCAGUCCGCUGCUGUCUCCGGAUGCUCCGUGCGCACUUGUACCCCCCGGGGCCGCGCAGCUCAGUGGGCUCACAAGGAGUGAUGAGACGGAGAGCAGAACCCGGAGGAAGCGCUCCUGGAUCUUUCCAGGAACGCUGUGGUGUGGAACUGGAAGCAAAGCGGCUGGAUACGAACAGCUGGGCAUGUUUGAGAAAGCCGAUAAGUGCUGCCGUGAACACGACCACUGCUCAGACAUCAUCCCAGCUUUCACGGUGAAUUAUGGAGUCUUCAACCCCAACUUCUUUACAGUCUCACACUGCGAGUGUGACCACAGGUUUCGACAGUGCCUUUUGGGCAUGAAUGACAGCAUUUCAAGUAUGGUGGGCUACAGCUUCUUCAACAUCCUGAAGGUUCCCUGCUUUGAGCUGAAGCAGCUGAAGCGUUGCACACAGUUGUACUGGUGGGGAAUGUGCAAAAAGGCUGGAGAGGCUCCAUAUGCCGUUUUCAAAAGCCCGUUGCCUUACAACAGCUCCGAUGUCGCAGGCAAACGUGUUCAUACUGACAGCAAGAAUCUAACAAGCAGUGAUGAACAGCAUUUCUCUACGAGGCCUGUGUCAAAGUCCCAGAGGACGUCAACAAAAUCAAAAAACAGAUGUGGCCUCGGAGACCCACCCAGAGGAGAUACCUUUCACCACAAAACGACAAAGGGGAGGGGAUGCAAAAGGCACAAGGAGCUCUCUGAAGAAGGACCUUCACAAACGCCCAGAACUUCCACAGAUAUGUCUAACUCUAAAAUUAAGACUCUAAAGAGAGGUAGAAAGAAGAAGAAUAGGAGAAAAGACUUUUCUGGUCUUCCACAGAAAAGCAGCAUUCCAGCAACCAUCCCCACAACCGCCUCUGUACAAACGUCGUCUACAGCAAUACCUUCAAGUAUCCCAGCUUCAACACGGAGGCAGAACCGUCAGAAAGACCCAGCAAAAGUCAAAGGAGUGACAAAACAGGCGAAAAAUGAACAGAAAGCCCAAAAACAGAGUAAAUGCUGUGGGUCCGACAUGGCUGUGUGGAGGAACACUCCCCGGCUGCACUGCAGACGCUGUUUGAAACCAACUGGAAGCCCCAUAACAACCGUUAGACCGACGGAAACAUACACAGAUCGAUUUCCAGUCAAUCACAAGACAAUGCGUUUGAAAACUAAAACAGGAACACCCAGCCAGGAAUCUCCAGCAGCCUUUUGGAGUGCAGCUACUUUUGCAACAACCACUACAAGAGAACAAAAGAGGACAGCCUCUCUUCAUGAAAAGCACAAACCACAAAAGCAGUUGGAUUUCCAUCUAUUGUGGAAGCAGGCUGGUCAGCAGCCCUUGGGUCGUGCUACCACCCAAAGGAUCCAUGCAGAGAACAGCCUGGUAAAAAAACACGAGAAGCCAAAUAUGACAGCAGAUAAUGAGCUCCGGUGUCGAAGCCUGAAACAUCUGGAUGACUGUGAAUUUAAAAUUCCUCCUUUAGAGAAGAAAUAUAAUCUGACAAACAAGGACUCCAAGACCGCCUAUCACUGUGGCUGCACAAGCCGUUUGGCCGACCGGAUCAUAAGUUUAAAGGAAGCAGCUCCUCCUCGCUCUCUCCUGGUGGAAUUUGUCUCUCAAGACUGCUUUACUCUUUCAAAGGGGAAAGAGUGUAAUCGCACAAAAAGAUGUUCUGGAGGCUUCACUAAAGCCUCUGACCUGCAUCAGGCCAUUAAGAAAAUAGGAGAAAAAGACUCUGCUGCGAUGAGAGUUACAGCGAGUGGCAGGAAAAAAAGGAUUCCUGUUCGCCUUCAUAAGUAUUGCCUAAGGCUCCAUAUGAGAGCUGAUAUUAUGGCGGCGCUCAAGUGACUGAAGCCUGAGCUCUGUGCAGUAGCAAGGCUGCUUAGAGCUUCAUCACCUUUCAUACAGAACGUAUUUUCCUUUUGAACGUCAUUCCAUCUUUGACUUUUAAAAGAUACAAGUUUUGACAUGAAUGUGCUACACGCAUUCCCUUUUUUUUUUCCUGCUGACAGAAAUGCACCUUUGUUAUUUUGUUUAGCAUAAAUAUAAUGAAAGCGGAAAAAGAGCACAACACCGAGGGUGUGUCUAAAGUAAAUGUUGGUAAAAUGGAGGGUAAAGUCAUUGCGAAUAGGCUACUUAUUUACUGGUGUUUUGUAAAAUGUAAAAAUUCUUUCCGAAUAAAUAACAUUGAUCAAAUGCUUGUUCCGUAAGGGUUAGGUUUAGUUGUUCCUUCUCUUCAUGUAGUCCCAGUCACACUGGAUGAUGGUGAGAUCAGGGCUCUGUGGGUGCCCUGCAUUCCCUUUGAGGACUUCUUGUUCUUCUUUAUGCUGAAAAUGUUUCCUAAUAACCUUGGCUGUAUGCUUAGGGUUGCAGAAUACGGUCAGGGCCAAUCAUGCGCCUCCCUGAUGGCGUUGCAUCAUGGGUAAGCAUCCGCCUGUAGUUCUCAACAUUAAUGACACCAUUAAUCCUGACCAUUGCCUGCAGACAAUAAUUGUACCGCUCUCCAGACCUUUGAUGAACAAACUGCCUUCUGCCGCAGUCAGAUAUUUCCCUUUUUGACUCUUUAGUCCACCUGCCACAAUUUUUUGCACCUCAGUUCCUAUGUUUUGUGCAUAGUUGAGUCCUUAGGCCAUGUUUCCAUGUCUGAAGUAUUGUUUUUUUUUGGCUGCAACUCUUCUGUGAAGACCACUUCUGGCCAGAUCUCUCCAUAAAGUAGCUGGGUGUUUGUGGGUUCCACCGAUUUCUGCUAACUGUGAGCUGAUGACACUGCAGGACUUCUUCUGCUUUUGAAGGGCAAUCAGUUUGAUGUGUUUUUUAUCUGUUUCUCUGCGUUUCUUUGACCGACCACUGUGUCUACAAUCCUCAACGUUGUCAGUUUAUUUGUGCCUCUUCAAAGGAGCUUAAAACGCACACUUUGAAACACCAGUCUACUUUAAAAUAUUAGUCUUGAAGAGACCUCACUGAUGCAGUAUAACUAAACUACCUUGUGUCUAGCCGCAUUGUGUGACCUGGGGGAUCAUGUCUUCCUCAGCCUCUCCUUAGAAUCAGAGGUUGGCAGCUCCUAAAGACUAGAGGUAGCAAAUAUUGAUGUGAUUUAGAUUUAGAUUUCUGUUGUGUUUCCUCAAUUUGCAUUUUGAAAAUUGGUAAAAGCAAACAAUCAACAUUUAUAUCAGGGGUGCCAACACUUUUUCAGCUUGCAAGCUGCUUAUAAACGGCAAAGCCACAAUGAUCUGCAGACCAUAACAACUGUAUGUGUACGUAUUUAUAAAUGUAUUGGGUAUUCUUUGUUGUUCUUGUUUUUUAUUCUCUCUCCCUCUGCAGCAAGUUCAGAAAAAAAUAGACAGUGAUUUGAUGGCAGUGACACACAAGGCAGAGCAUUUUCCUACUGUUGAAAAAUCCUAAAUAGAUCAGAGAAAUAAAAUGUAACUAAGCCUAAACUAUAUGAGUCUGAUAAUAAAACAAAAGAGGAAUCUAACUUUUCAUCUCUUCAAAUGCCGUAUUAAAUAACUCUCUCAAAACAAGAGGUUGGUUGCAUGACUGCAUGAAUUUAUAACUAGACAGUGCAAAUAUUCAUUUUUGUCUUUACCCUACUCUGAUAAAUUGCCCUGAAUAGAAUCAACCAGGGAUGCG